AUGUCAAAUGUCGACAAUUGUUUCCCAGACACGGAGUGUUGUGGACCAAGACCCCAUGAGCUAACAGAUGACACCCAGAUCUGUUGCAAGGACAGACUGCAUCCAACGGCGGGCGGGCGUACAUUGUGCACCGACGGCAUUGUCCACAGCCCAAUGGAAACUGUCUGUGAUGGAGUGCGAUACGAUGUUGCCAACGGCCAGUGCUGCGGCAAGGUGAUCAUGGAUGACACCAAGAUAUGCUGCCAAGGUUUCAUAUAUUCUAAGGAAGACCACGGCACUGAAUGCUGCGGGAAGGUAGCCUAUGACCCAUCGGCUCUACCAUUGCCUCUCUGCUGCGACGGCACUCUCCACCUGGAUGCCUCAGACCUCCAGUGCUGCGGCAACCAGGUCAUUAACUCAACUGAACGAGAGUGCUGUGGAGUAGAAGGCCACCGCUUCGCCUUCCUGAGGAGUUCCGGUCAGACGUGUUGCGGCCUAACCGCCGGUGAUUACGACUCAUCCCAACACACCUGCUGCCAGGGUUUGCUGCACAAAUUUCUGCCAAAUGGUGAAUGCUGCGGAAAUGCUGUCGUAAGGGAUACCUCCAAAGAAGUCUGCUGCGGGGGUCUAAUUCAGAGAAAACAGUAUAAAGAAGACACACUGUGCUGCAAUGGUCACAUACUGGACAGUCGUCGUUUCACUUGCUGUGGCAAUGUAACCCUUCAACGCCGGUCCCGCUUGCCAUACCGAUGCUGCAAUGGCAUCAUCUUCAACAGGCAGAGUCAGCUGUGUGAAGCAGGAGAGGUGCGGGCCAAGGACAGCGAAGAAACAACUGCCGUCGAGGAAACAACAAAUGCGCGGAGAAUGUUUGCAAGGCAGACUGAGCAUGCCCAGAGGUUCACCCGGGACGCAACGGACACAGCGGACUACGAUAUCCAACUUACAACUGAGGCAGAGGGACAGACUGCUCAUGUCCAGGAGAGGAUGAUGCCGUGGCUACCGGGUGCAACAGAUGCAACUCCGGUAGCAUGUGAUGGCCUCAGCUACGACAUUCAAGUUCAAGGGUGUUGCCAGGGUGUUCUAUACAGGCUAGCCAAUGAGACCUGCAUGAAUGGUUCAGUACUGGGCCUAUGUGAUAGCCAGUCUGUGUACAACCCACUCACCCAUGGCUGCUGUGGAGGCCAAGUCUACAACCAAAGCAUCAAGUACUGCGAUGAAACAACGACCUUGGUCAGUUACAACAGUGAGUCAUCAGAACAAAGCAAUGACAUCAAACCCAGCACGAGUGCACCUGAGGACCAACUGUGUGGAGGACGAGUAUAUAAUCAGACUCUGCAGGGCUGUUGUGAUGACAGACUCUACAAUCUCAUCACUGAGUACUGCCGUGACAACAGCACAGUGAUGCCAAUGGUUCCCAGUCAACCAGACAGAAGGGAAUCAACCACAGCCUCCACUACCACUACCGCUAUUGAAUCAACAACUGACGAAGGCUUCAUGUUGGUAACUCAGGAGCCGUGCUCAGUCAUCCGAGUGCGAGAGAAUGCAUCAGAGGAGAUGGAUUGCUGCGGUAGCCUCCUGUACCACCCCUUGAAUGCAACCUGCUGCCAGGGCAUCACCGAUCAAGGGGAUGGCACGGUGGUUGCCUGGAGUGCUGUCACUGAAGAUGUGGUCGCUGGUCGCUGCUGUGCGGAAACGGCUUACCACCCUACCCUAGCAGUCUGCUGCAACGGGGAAGUUUUUGGAAGGGCUUGGCUGACGCCAGACAUUUUCAAUGGAUGCUGCCCUGAAGGAGAGCAGUGGAACCGAAUCCUUGAGGUAUGCGAGCCCAUCCCUACCCAGGAGCCCAUCACGAUGGAUGGCUCAUCGGGCAUGUCACCUGAUGACCGUAUCUGGUAGGAAAGCAUGAGAAACGUGAAUACCAAACCCACAUCAAGUGAUGUGCAUUUACACGUUCAGCACUAUAAAAUGUAAGCUACAUUAGCAAGCACUGAAGUAAUUUUUAACAUUUAAAUAUCCAGUAAGUGUAUUUAAAGCACUCCAUAAUAUGCAACAUUAAAUGUUGCACACAACCAGUGCAAUGAAUUUCUUAUUUAUCAGGUUUCAUCCAACCAGAAAGCAAUCACUUCCUGUAACUUAUUAUUUUUUGAAAACUAUAAUUCACUAUUUAUCAGUAGUAUUUAUCAGUAG
Patiria miniata (bat star) is the source of this 2166-nucleotide messenger RNA. RefSeq lists its product as uncharacterized. The transcript is spliced from 3 exons. The record is from RefSeq and is a predicted model, not a curated record. Lineage: Eukaryota; Metazoa; Echinodermata; Asteroidea; Valvatida; Asterinidae. The coding region runs from base 1 to 1875 and encodes 624 amino acids.